AUGAAUUCUCCCAUUGAAGCUGGAGCUGCGGAGGAGAAGCAGGUACCGUCAGGUCCUACAAGAAUUCAAGAUGUCCCUAGUCUACCAUCUGCCGACCAAGAUAAAGAUAUCGCCAUCGCUGUGGUGGGAGAGCAUCGUCAUGAAAUUGACCCCGCGGUAGAAGCUCGAGUCGUUCGGAAGAUAGAUCGAUAUCUGGUCCCUGCUAUGUUCAUUGGAUAUGGACUUGUUUAUUAUGACAAGGCAAUCUUAGGAUCCGCAGUCCUCUUUGGCAUGACGACUGAUUUAUCUCUCUCCAUCACCAAUACCAAUGUGACCCCUCAUGCUACAGAUACCUCCCGUCUUAGUUGGGCAACAUCCCUUUUUUACUUUGGCAUGUUGUCGGGUUUAUAUCCAAUGACAUUUGCGUUGCAAAGAUUUAAUAUGGGUAGAAUCAUAGGAAUCGUGGUAUGCUUGUGGGCCUUGAUCUGCAUGUGCACAGCUGCUGUAACAAAUUGGCGCGGUCUAUAUGCACAAAGGUUCUUCCUUGGUUUUGUCGAAAGUAUCAUCCCAACUGGAUUCAUGUGUAUAAUCAGUUCCUUUUACACACAAUCCGAACAAUCUUUGAGGCAGAGUUGGUGGUUUUCCUCAACUGGGGCUUUCACCAUUAUUGGAGGUGCACUUAAUUAUGGAUUCGGACAAAUCGAUGGUGGAGACCUUAAGAGAUGGCAGUACAUUUAUUUGCUUGCCGGGUCUCUUACUUUCCUUUUCGGAAUUUGUUGUUUCUUCGUACCAGAUUCCCCAGUCUCAGCUUGGUUUCUUACGACAGAUGAGCGUAUGGUUGCUACGGAACGUCUAAGAUAUGGUCAAACCGGAGUUCGUUGUACGAAGUUCAAGUGGUAUCAGAUCAAGGAAUCCUUCCUUGAUAUUAAAGUAUGGCUCGUCGCUAUCAUGAUGGCUUCCGCGUACACUGUCAACGGAGCAGUCAGUGGUUUUGGCCCUCUUAUCGUUUCUACCUUUGGGUAUUCGACUCUGGAUUCUAUUCUGUUCCAAUUCCCUCUUGGGGCAAUAUGUUUGAUCUUCAUCUUACUCACUGGUUAUCUUUCAUCGCAUAUUCCAAAUAUACGAAUCAUCCUCCUCGUCAUUUGUUGUCUGCCAGUCAUUGCUGGAUGUGCAAUGAUAUGGAAAAGUUCUUGGCAUCAUCAUGCAGCUACUCCAGUUGUCGGGUAUACUAUAGUUGGAUUUUUUGGUCCUGUAGUGAGCUUGAUUAUCACAAUUGGUAUGGCCAAUGUUGCAGGCCAAACAAAAAAGUGUUUCAUGGCAGCGACUAUUUUUGUGGCAUACUGUGUUGGUAACAUCGUAGGACCUCAAUUGAUCAUAUCACAAACGAAGUCGAGACAUUAUCCAGAGCUCUGGCUAGGAUUAAUCAUUUGUUAUUGCAUUACAAUUAUAGCAGCAGUGGUGUUGUAUGCUGUGCUGACUAGAGAAAAUCGCAAGAGAGCAUUAAUGGAAUUGGAUCAAGUGAGUAGGGACAAAAUGGCAUUUCAGGAUUUAACCGACAGGGAGAAUCCAUAUUUUCAAUAUAUGCUUUAG
Messenger RNA from Botrytis byssoidea, 1569 nucleotides. RefSeq lists its product as uncharacterized. The record is from RefSeq and is a predicted model, not a curated record. The transcript has 4 exons. The coding region runs from base 1 to 1569 and encodes 522 amino acids. Gene Ontology annotation, molecular function: transmembrane transporter activity. Gene Ontology annotation, biological process: transmembrane transport. Gene Ontology annotation, cellular component: membrane. Lineage: Eukaryota; Fungi; Ascomycota; Leotiomycetes; Helotiales; Sclerotiniaceae.